GAUCCCAAAUCCACGGGCUUCUCUCUCUCUCUCUGGCUUUGCUAUUUUCGCAUUGCGACCCGGCCCUCAUCGCUCACCACUCUCUCUCUCACCAUCUCUCUCGGAAUCUCUCGUCUUAUAUUGAAACUUGCCCGAUAUGAUGCAGCCGCAGGCUGCCGGUGGAGAGCAUCAGAAGAACAAACCCUUGCCGCAGCCGUGGGUGCCGAUGCAGUACCCAGCGGCAGCUGCAGCGGCGGCGGCGAUGGCUAUGCAGCAGCAGAUGAUGGGAGUUGUGCCUCCGUCGCCGGCACAGUACGCACCGCACUAUCUUACAUACCCGCCGCCGCCGCCGCAGUACCACCAGCCGGCGCCGUCGCAGACGGCCAUGGGUGGGUUGGGUCCUUCGUCGAGCGAGGAGAACAAGUCGAUCUGGGUCGGUGAUCUCCAUUAUUGGAUGGAUGAGAAUUACCUCCAUAGCUGCUUUGGCCACACCGGCGAGGUUGUUGCUAUUAAAGUUAUCCGAAAUAAGCAGACAGGACAGUCAGAGGGAUAUGGUUUUGUAGAAUUUUUUACCCAUGCUGCAGCUGAAAAGGUGUUGCAGACAUUCAAUGGUCAUCUAAUGCCAAAUGCAGAUCACCCGUUUCGAUUAAAUUGGGCAUCAUUUAGCAUGGGUGAUAGGCGUUCAGAUACUACUUCUGAUCAUUCAAUAUUUGUUGGUGAUUUAGCUUCUGAUGUUACCGAUAACAUAUUGCAAGAACUGUUUGCUAGCAGAUACACAUCAGUAAAAGGCGCCAAAGUUGUUAUUGAUGUAAACACUGGCCGCUCUAAAGGUUAUGGAUUCGUUAGAUUUGGAGACGAUAAUGAAAAAGCACACGCCAUGACUGAUAUGAAUGGUGUAUAUUGCUCCAGUAGACCUAUGCGCAUUGGUGCUGCAACGCCUAGAAAGUCAAGUAAGCCAUGUGCUUUUGGUUCCAACGGUUCAUCCGUGCAAGUUUUUCAGCCCGAUGGAGAUUCAACAAAUACAACCGUAUUUGUUGGUGGGCUUGAUCCUGCUGUUAGUGAAGAUGAAUUGAGGCAGUCUUUUUCUCUGUAUGGAGAUAUUGCCUCUGUGAAAAUUCCAUCUGGGAAACAAUGUGGUUUUGUGCAGUUUGUUCACAGGAAUAAUGCGGAGGAAGCAUUGCAGUCAUUGAAUGGAACAAUUAUUGGAAAGCAGCCAGUACGCCUGUCCUGGGGUCGCAACCCUGCAAAUAAACAGUUGCGAGCUGAUCUGAGCAGCUCAUGGAACAAUUUAUAUUAUGGGCCUCAAAUGUACGGCGGCGGCGGUGGCGGCGGCUACGGGUUUUCCCUUCCACCUCAUGAUCCCAUGAUGUAUGCUGCAGCUUAUGGAGCUUAUCCUAUCUAUGGGAACCAACAGCAAGUGAACUGAAGGAAUUUAUCCAAAUUCCAAACCAGAGUUCUACUCUUGAAUUGAGGAAUCCACAAGAAGCUAACACAAGAUGGUAGAAUUCCAUUGUAAUCAGCUUUAGACUUAGUGAUUGAUAAGCAGUCAGCUUCUUAGCUAUAGAUAAAUUAGAUCUAUCAUCUAAAAUUUUGAACUGCAAUGCUACACUAAAACUGGCGAAAUCUUUAGUAGUGCACUACUUAGUUAAAUUUUUUGACCUACUAAUGAUAAUAAGAUUACGAUCUGUUUUUCAGUUCUUUUUACA
This is a messenger RNA of Dendrobium catenatum, 1685 nucleotides long. Its product is annotated as polyadenylate-binding protein RBP47-like. Gene Ontology annotation, molecular function: mRNA binding. The transcript has 6 exons. Gene Ontology annotation, cellular component: cytosol. Lineage: Eukaryota; Viridiplantae; Streptophyta; Magnoliopsida; Asparagales; Orchidaceae. The record is from RefSeq and is a predicted model, not a curated record. Bases 137 to 1405 code for a protein of 422 amino acids.